This is a messenger RNA of Ilex paraguariensis (yerba mate), 457 nucleotides long. The record is from the annotation of a GenBank genome assembly. Lineage: Eukaryota; Viridiplantae; Streptophyta; Magnoliopsida; Aquifoliales; Aquifoliaceae.
UUUGAAGAGGAAGAUGUGCAAAAUCCUGUGAGACCUCCUCAAAUCUCACAACAAUUUGUAUCAAGAGAAAAAUGUGCAAAAUCCCUCCUCUUAGACCUCUGACUUUCUCACAGCAUUUCUCGAUUUUGAAUGUUAUGUGAUUUUGCAUCCAUGGGUGUUGGUAAUGGUUGAUUGGCGGGUGGUGGUGUGUGCAUGUGUAUACCAUUGGAGGGGAGGGACACCAUGGGGUCUGAGGCUGACGGUGGGAGAUGGAUGCUGUGCAGGGAUGGUUUUUAUCUACCACAAAGCUUUCCCAAUGCCUGCACUGGCAUUUAAAUUCAAUAGCACAGACCCGCUGUCAGGUGAUGAAGUGGAUGACUCUGCACAAUUCAUCUCAUCUGUGUGUUGGCGCGGUCAAUCAUCUACCUUAGUUGCUGCGAAUUCGUUGGGAAAUAUCAAGAUUUUGGAGAUGGUUUAA